Messenger RNA from Penicillium nucicola, 1068 nucleotides. RefSeq lists its product as uncharacterized. NCBI's taxonomy places the organism in Eukaryota, Fungi, Ascomycota, Eurotiomycetes, Eurotiales, Aspergillaceae. Bases 1 to 1068 code for a protein of 355 amino acids. The record is from RefSeq and is a predicted model, not a curated record. Gene Ontology annotation, biological process: pectin catabolic process. The transcript has 2 exons. Gene Ontology annotation, molecular function: glucosidase activity.
AUGCAUAUGCUUCCCUGUCUUCUUCUGGCUGCGUCGCAGCUCUUUUCGCCGGUAUCGGCUGCGUUGAGUAUCCACGGUGCAGAUAUCUCUUCGCUCAUUGUGGAAGAGAAUGCCGGGAUCUCGUAUAAGAAUGCUGCUGGGACAACGGGCAAACUGGAAGCUAUUAUCAAAGCUGCCGGUAUCAAUUCCGUCCGUCAGCGUGUCUGGGUCAAUCCCAGUGAUGGGUCUUACGAUCUUGACUACAAUGUCAAGUUGGCGAAGAGGGUGCAGGCACAGGGGAUGACUACCUAUCUUGAUUUGCAUUUCAGUGAUACUUGGGCUGAUCCGAGUGCUCAGACCACCCCAUCCGGCUGGUCCACAACCGACAUCGACACCCUCACCUGGCAAGUCUACAACUACACCCUUGAAGUAUGCAACACCUUCGCCGCCGACGGCCUAGACGUCUCAAUCGUCUCCAUCGGAAAUGAGAUCCGCGCCGGUCUCCUCUGGCCUCUCGGCUCAACAAGCAGUUACACCAACAUCGCAAAACUCCUACACUCUGCCGCCUGGGGCAUCAAAGAUUCCGACUUGGCCACCACGCCCAAGAUCAUGAUCCAUCUCGAUGACGGCUGGAACUGGUCUGAACAAUCUUACUUCUACAACAAGGUGCUGGCCUCUGGCUCGGCCCUGCUGUCCACAGACUUUGACUACAUUGGCGUCUCAUACUACCCCUUCUAUAGCGCGAGUGCCACACUCGCGUCGCUGAAGACUAGUCUGGCCAACUUGUACUCCACAUAUGGAAAGCAGACUAUUGUUGUUGAGACGAACUGGCCUUAUGCCUGCCCCAGUCCGGCUUAUGCGUUCCCCUCUGACCUGAGUGAUAUUCCGUUCUCUGUUGCUGGACAGCAGACUUUCUUGCAGCGACUUGCAGCUGCUGUUUCUGGAGUCUCGGGCUCACUGGGAAUCUACUACUGGGAACCUGCUUGGGUUGGUAAUGCUGGACUUGGAAGCAGUUGUUCGGAUAAUUUGUUGUUUGCUUGGUCGAAUGAUGCGGCUAGGGCUAGUUUGGCUACGUUGGGUACUGUUUAG